This is a messenger RNA of Laetiporus sulphureus 93-53, 690 nucleotides long. RefSeq lists its product as uncharacterized. The record is from RefSeq and is a predicted model, not a curated record. NCBI's taxonomy places the organism in Eukaryota, Fungi, Basidiomycota, Agaricomycetes, Polyporales, Laetiporaceae. The transcript has 2 exons. Bases 120 to 500 code for a protein of 126 amino acids.
CUUGAGCUGACGAGGCUUUUCAUUCUGGCAACAACGGAUCACCCCUUGCAGCGGCGAGACGACCAGCGCCCAAGCUGCAGCAGCUAUCUAAGCGGGAGUCAAGUGACGAUGGCUAAACGAUGGCUGUUUUCCGACUCUCAAUGCACUCACUGGUCAUCGGAUCAGCACCCAGUACUCCGACAAGCGAAAUGGUAUACAUAGAGACACCGCCUCAGUCAAUUCCAGUGAUGGACCGUACACGCGCAGUAGUACAUCCUGGGCCCAUUUCAGAGUUGUUCGACACGUAUCCAGAGCUCGCAUUUCGGCUUCAUUGUUACUUUUUUUGGGACAUUCCCCAUUCUGCAGCCUCUGCUAACGAUCCGUGCGAUGCGCACUUAAUGUGCACGUGCCCAGGAAGAAAACCUGCUGUUUUCGCCGGUUUUGAUGCACAGACGUCCGCGACACGAUACGCAGUCUUUUUGGCGCUGGUGGCGUUUGUGCGAAUGUUGAUGGAAGGAUGAUGAAUGUGCCGUUUCAGAUUUGGUUCAGGGAACAGAGCAACCUCGACUUCUCUGGCUCAAUUUCUUGCGAUGUCGAAAUUCUGAUAUGACGUUCAAGGCCGUACGUCCGAGACGUCGGAUGCCGUGGCAUGCGGCCCUUCCCUACAGAAUCAAAUUUCCAUCAAGGAUGGUAGUGGAGGGACCUCAGAGA